CCGAAGCUGAACAUCAACCAUUCUUCUGCAACUCUUUCAAGCGUAUAAUCUUUUCUGAAGUGCUUUUUUUACGGCUGCUGCUUCGUUCUGGACUAAAAGUAAACUCGUCGGGAGAAUGAAGAGGGUAAAAGAAGUGGAGGACGACGAGGUGGAUGGGUUCGAGUGUUGCACUCAAUGGGCCUUGCUUUUGUUUAAUCUCCCUCUCAUGCUCAUGGGCAUAGCUCUCAUCAUCUUAGGAGUGGUGGGUCUUACCGAGCACGGCUACAUCGCCGAUGCUCUUCAAGCCGAAAAUGGCGGACUUUUCACCGGCGUCAUGGUUCUUCUCAUUGUUGUUGGGGCUCUCAUGAUGAUCUUGGCUGUGAUUGGAUGCGUCGCAGCCUUUGUGGAGUCGCAUACCUUGCUCAUGAUUUACUACGUCUCCGUUCUGGUUGCAUUCCUACUUAUCGUCAUUGGCAUGGUUCUGGGGUACGUUUAUCGUGGACAACUAGAAACGACAUUGAGACAAGAACUGCUGGACACAAUGCCCUCGUACGAUCCCGAGAAACCUCAGGACUCAAUCACGCUAGCCUGGGACAAGACCCAAGGAAAUUUGGAAUGCUGUGGAGUGGCCAAGGGCGAGGAGCGACCAUGGAAAGCCUGGCUGACCAACCAACGGUUGAACUCGGGUCAGGCCGAUAGCAGAGUGCCAGAAUCAUGUUGUUUGGCCACCAGCAAUGCCAAUGGGCAACGAGCCAAUUGCAACGACGGGAACAAAGUGGUCGAAUCCUUGGUCUACCAACAAGACUGCUUCACCGGGGCGGCCCAAUUUUUGGAGACCAACAUGAGCACGUUGACAAUUGUAUGCAUAUUUUUUGCAUUGACCUUGAUGGUGGCAGCAGCUCUUUCCAUAAGCUUGUACAUUUUGAUUGAUUGAAUUGUACAUGGAUCGUCAUUCUUUUCAUCAAAUUCAUUUUUCUCAUUCA
Molecule: messenger RNA, 962 nt
Organism: Tigriopus californicus
Lineage: Eukaryota; Metazoa; Arthropoda; Copepoda; Harpacticoida; Harpacticidae
Product: CD151 antigen-like
Exons: 1
Coding region: 116-913 (265 amino acids)
Cellular component (GO): membrane
Source: RefSeq, a predicted model, not a curated record